Carlito syrichta (Philippine tarsier) is the source of this 2060-nucleotide messenger RNA. It is a transcript of the gene CABP7, whose product is annotated as calcium binding protein 7. The coding region runs from base 1 to 822 and encodes 273 amino acids. Gene Ontology annotation, molecular function: calcium ion binding. The record is from RefSeq and is a predicted model, not a curated record. The transcript has 5 exons. Lineage: Eukaryota; Metazoa; Chordata; Mammalia; Primates; Tarsiidae.
AUGGGUGUGGGGGAGGAGGACGUGAGGAGUGCGGGUGGCCGCGGGGAAGCCUUCGCCAGCGCGUGGCCCAGGAGCCCCAGCGUCCUCCCCUGCAAGUGGCACCCACCACACGGGGUCGUCGUGAGCAUGCUGGGAGAGGCUGUGGGCGCCUGGUGUGCUCAGACCCCAAGGGGUCACUGCUGCGGACCGGACUCACCCCGUUCUUCAGUCUGCCGGGGGGACCCAGAUUGCAGCACACUUAGGGCACUCUCGGGUCUUCCGACGGUCGUGCUGCAGGCUCUGGAGAUCCGUGAGGCCUUCAAGGUGUUUGACCGUGAUGGCAAUGGCUUCAUCUCCAAGCAGGAGCUGGGCACAGCAAUGCGCUCCCUGGGCUAUAUGCCCAAUGAGGUGGAGCUGGAAGUCAUCAUCCAGCGGCUGGAUAUGGACGGUGAUGGCCAAGUGGACUUUGAGGAGUUUGUGACCCUCCUGGGACCCAAGCUCUCCACCUCUGGGAUCCCAGAGAAGUUCCAUGGCACUGACUUUGACACUGUCUUCUGGAAGUGUGACAUGCAGAAGCUGACAGUGGACGAGCUGAAGCGGCUGCUCUACGACACCUUCUGUGAGCACCUGUCCAUGAAGGACAUUGAGAACAUCAUCAUGACAGAGGAGGAGAGCCACCUGGGCACGGCCGAGGAGUGCCCCGUGGACGUGGAGACCUGCUCCAGCCAGCAGAUCCGCCAGACAUGCGUGCGCAAGAGCCUGAUUUGCGCCUUCGCCAUCGCCUUCAUCAUCAGCGUCAUGCUUAUCGCGGCCAACCAGGUGCUGCGCAGUGGCAUGAAAUAGGCACUGCCCGGGCCCUCCACCCCACCGCCGCCUGCAGCCCUAUCCCUUGCCCAGUUCCCGGGGCCACUGUCCACCUGUACGUCAGGACCUGAACAUCUGGCAACCCUAGCCCACCCACCUUAUGGGCCUUGCAUGGAGCCGUGGCCUGGCUGUGGAGGGCCUGGCUGCGGCUCUGCGGAUGGCCCCUGGGCCCACCUCCCUCCUGCCCUCACCCCGGCCUGUAUGUAGCGCUAACUCUUCCUGCUGUCCAGGGGCUCCAGGGAGACCAAGGAGAGAUUCGAACAGGAACCCCCAGAACCCAGCCACUGCUGUGGUCCCUGAGGUGAAGGGACACCCUGAGCCCAGAGAAGGCACCUGCCUGUUCAGGGCCACACAACCAACUCCAGCCCUGGUCCCUGCUGUUUGCCCAGGACUCUGGGCAGGGUGAGGGCAGGUAGCCUCUGAGAGGAGGGCACAAAGUCGGGGUCUCCUGGUCCUGCUCCCGGGCAUGGCCUGAGGAGUUCCCUGGUCUUCUCCUGGGUCCUUUCCUCUGACCCUCUUAGACCCAAAUCCAGCCCUCCUCUUCCAUGUACCUGUUGGGCCAGAGCCAGCCCAUUUCACAGGUGAGGAAGCUGAGGCUCAGAGGACCCAAGAUCAGGCCUCAGUUCCCCCUUCAACAGGCAUCUGCAGGAAGGGAAGGAGCUCACGGGCAUCUGAGGUGGCCCUGCAGCCCCCCACAGAGGCUCAGCAACUAAGAGCCACAUUACCUACCACCCCAGCACAGAAGCUGGAACUGUAGUCCAACUGAGGAAGGAAGCAGGGCUGGAGCCUGAACGCGCUCAAUAGCCUGAGCAGCCUGUGUAUUCCCCGCCAGCCAGUCAGCUCCUCCCUGGGCCAAGGAGCUGCCCACCCGCUCAGUGCCAAGAGGCUCAGCCAGGCCACUCUCCCAAGCCCAGGGCCUGCCCUCCUGGGUCUCCCUGCUUCUCUACGCCCCCAAGGCUGGAGACCCAGCUCCCAUCCCUGCCCCAGUUGUGCCAUCCCAAAUGCUUGGGCACCAGCUCAGGCUGGGCAGAUGUGGGGGCUGCAAAUUCCGCUGGAGCUGGGCCAGCAGGCAGCGUCCUUUGGCUCUCCUGCUGAGACGACGAGCCACUUCUCCCCUGGGCAAUGAGCAGAGCCAUGUUGAUGCGCCCUCUGCCUAGAAUGCUGAGCCUCCGCUGGUGAGCACAGAUCACCCCGGAGAAGAUCUCCUCUCAUUCCAG